Coffea eugenioides is the source of this 1050-nucleotide messenger RNA. RefSeq lists its product as uncharacterized. The record is from RefSeq and is a predicted model, not a curated record. The transcript has a single exon. Bases 1 to 1050 code for a protein of 349 amino acids. NCBI's taxonomy places the organism in Eukaryota, Viridiplantae, Streptophyta, Magnoliopsida, Gentianales, Rubiaceae.
AUGGCGGAGCAAAACGAAUCACAGAAUCGAGGAGAUUCCUCGACAGGUGAUUUGCUCCGUGAUCCAAGCUCCCCAUAUUUUUUGACCUCUGCCGAUUACACCAAUGCUUCGUUAGUUCCAACGUUGCUUGACGAUGACAAUUACCAACGGUGGAAACGAAAUAUUUUAAAUUCCUUGAGAAGCAAAAAUAAAAUCCCAUUUGUGAAUGGAGAAUUGCUGCAACCAAAAGUUGGAAGCUGUGAAGCAUUGUUUUGGAGUAAAUGUGAUGGGCUUGUUCUUUCGUGGCUUAUCAAUUCGAUUAGUCCGGAUCUACAUGAUUCAAUCACUUAUCAUGACUCGGCUAGGGAACUUUGGGUGGAUUUGGAAGUACGUUUUGGUCAAAGCAAUGAACCCAGAAUCUAUGAAAUAAGAAAGGACAUUGCUUUGUCUACUCAAGGAACAGUUUCAGUGACCACUUUUUACUCCAAACUUAAGGCCUUAUGGGAUGAGUUGAGUGCCUAUUCAAACCCUUCAAAUUGCUCAUGUGGGGGACUGAAAGAAUGGCUUGCUGAAAGGGACAAAGAGAGCUCACACCAAUUUUUGAUGGGAUUGGAUGAAAAAUUUAAAACCAUUCGAUCUCAAAUAUUGGCAACUAAGCCUCUCCCUUCACUUAAUCGUAUAUUUAACAUGGUUAAAACGGAAGAGAAGCAACUGAGUCUUCUUAGUCCACACAAUUUUGAUGGGGCAGGAGCUUUCUAUGUUCAGCAGCAGCAACCACGAUCUAGUUCAGUUAGACGGCAACCAUCUCAAUACAGUUCUGAGAUGUUUCGUGUUCGGCAACAGCAAGGCCAACCACGUCAGAAUGGAAAUCAAUCUUCGAAACAACCCAAUUUACGAUGUGAUCAUUGUAAUAAGGCUGGCCAUACAAUGGAUAGGUGUUGGGAGCUUAUAGGGUAUCCGAAUAAUUGGCAGUCUUCAAAGAAAAAUCCCACCGCUGCAAAUGUGUGCUCAGAUGAUACAACAAAUUCUUCAAAUUCCACUACUUCAGUUAAUGGUUUGACAGCCGCAUAG